This is a messenger RNA of Panthera uncia (snow leopard), 898 nucleotides long. RefSeq names its product palmitoyl-protein thioesterase ABHD10, mitochondrial-like. The coding region runs from base 47 to 898 and encodes 283 amino acids. Gene Ontology annotation, molecular function: hydrolase activity, hydrolyzing O-glycosyl compounds; palmitoyl-(protein) hydrolase activity. The record is from RefSeq and is a predicted model, not a curated record. Gene Ontology annotation, cellular component: mitochondrion. The transcript has a single exon. Gene Ontology annotation, biological process: protein depalmitoylation. Lineage: Eukaryota; Metazoa; Chordata; Mammalia; Carnivora; Felidae.
GGGCUUCUGUACAAAAUUACCACUAAUUUGAAGGGCCUCUGGGAAGAUGGUGGGGGCAGGCAUGGCUGCCCUGGGCUCUUGGGUACCUCAUCAGAGGUGGGGCAGAGAGGCUGUCUUCUUAGGCUUCCACCAUGGCCUCAGCGCGUUACUUGCAAGGAAGUCGGAGUGGACGCCACGGUGGGUCCCAGCUUGCAGACCAAAGUCAUCAGUCUCUUUUCUUAGUCGACCAGACCUUCCAAACUUGGCUUAUAAGAAGCUAAAAGGCAAAAGUCUGGGAAUUAUCUUCAUCCCUGGCUAUAUUUCUAACAUGAAUGGUACAAAAGCUUUGGCGAUUGGAGAGUUUUGCAAAUCUCUAGGUCAUGCCUAUAUAAGGUUUGAUUACUCAGGAGUUGGAAAUUUGGAUGGUAACUUACAAGAAUGCACAGUGGAAAAAUGGAGAAAAGAUGUUCUUUCUAUAAUUGAUGACUUAGCUGAAGGACCACAGAUACUUGUUGGAUCUAGCCUUGGUCGAUGGCUAAUGCUUCAUGCUGCAAUCGCAAGGCCACAAAAGGUCAUUGCUUUUGUUGGUAUAGCUACAGCUGUAGAUGACCUAGUGACACAGUUUAAUCAGCUUCCUGUUGAGGUGAAAAAGGAAAUAGAGAUGAAAGGUGUGUGGACCAUGCCAUCAAAAUACAGUGAAAAAGGAGUUUUUGACAUUCAGUACGGUUUCAUUAAAGAAGCUGAACACCACUGCUUGUUACAUAGCCCUAUUCCUGUGAACUGCCCCAUACGAUUGCUCCACGGCAUGAAAGAUGACAUCAUACCUUGGCAUACAUCCAUACAGGUUGCCGACCGAGUAGUCAGCAAAGAUGUAGAUGUCAUCCUCCGAAAACACAGUGAUCACAGAAUGAAGGAAUAA